UAAAUCAUCUCUUUAAGAUGAAAUCCUGGUGGGUUUUAUGAACGACAACCCGGACUUGGCAAAAGGAUUUGUGAAGGGCGACCUAGUUGUUGUCGAUGCCAAGUGGGCAGAGCUUUGCGGCGCUCUCAAUGCUGUUGGGCCGCCAAUCAAGGACGCAUUGGGUUGGAAAAAGGUUUGGGCAGAUUGGAAAACAAACAUCCGCAAGAAGAUGGCGAAAAACAAAUCAGAAACUCGAGCUACAGGUGGAGGGCCCUUCGCUCAGCAAUCGCUUGGGGAAUUGGAGGAGGAAGUGGCCAAGCUAUGUGGCCUCUACGAAAUGGUGGAAGGAGUAGGUGGGCCAGCGUAUGGACUUCCCCCCGUACGACCAAGGAGGCCGACACUGGGGUUAUGUGCGUGAUGGAAGACCCCAUUGAGGAGGAACCCUCAGAGAAGGACGAACCCUCAGAGAAGGAGGAGCCCAUGCCGAAGCGCCGUCGAACUAGACCAGCGCAGACCAUGGACCACAACGAUCUGUGCGCUGCUCAGCUGGUUGAAAUGUCGGCAAUUUCCAAGAAAAUUUCGGAACAUUUCGAACGAAUGUAAUCGUUAGAGAAGGAGAAGCUCGAGGUCCAAAAGGCGCUUGUAGACAAAUUUAGCCAAAUUUUGGACAAAUUUGCGAAAUAAUUAGUUUCCUAUUAGUUUUUUUGUGAAACUUAGCUUUAUUAGUUAUAAAGAAUAUCGAAUGACAUAAAGAAGAAAACAUGAAAAA
Drosophila miranda is the source of this 748-nucleotide messenger RNA. RefSeq lists its product as uncharacterized. The record is from RefSeq and is a predicted model, not a curated record. Gene Ontology annotation, cellular component: nucleus. The coding region runs from base 38 to 397 and encodes 119 amino acids. The transcript has 2 exons. Lineage: Eukaryota; Metazoa; Arthropoda; Insecta; Diptera; Drosophilidae.